CCGGGAGCUACGCCGAACACUCCAGUCCUCGCUCCCGACUGUUCAUGUUCAUGUUGUGUCUCAUGUCUCGUUUACUACAUAGCACGCCUGCCAAAUACAUUAAAACACUCGAGUUUUAGUGCGUACGAUCUUGUAGUGUUGGGGAAUUCAUUCAAGUCUUCGCGUUCGAGUCGGUUUUUUAUUCGCCCGUUGGAAGGAAAAGUGCCAAUUUCUGUGGAUUUAACCCGAAGACGAACCUGGCUAUCUAACACUAAUGGGAUCUGGCGGGAUAUAAAUCAUGGAAGUUUACAUCUGGCACUUCAUGGUCUUAGCCCUCUGCGUUUUCAAUGACAGGCAGGCAGAUGCCUUCACAUCGUCAGAUUUCGACCAACUGGAUACUUUCGAGAACAUCACCACCGUCGCGAACAUCACCGUCGCCCUGCAAUGCCCCCGCAGCGCCACCGCGUGGAGGCGGUAUUCAGACAACAGCAAAAACAUCACCUGGAACUUGCUAAGAAACGGCUCUUCCACCUACGAAUUCGCGCCGAAGAGCCACGCCGAGAGCGGCGUGUACGGCUGCUUCGUCAGCGGCGAGCUGGUGAAGACCUUCAACGUGACGGUGCUGGAGCCGCCCCGCUACGGCCGGAAGAACCUCCCGAAGCUGGUGGGCAAGCCGGCCGGGAACUUCGUCAAGCUGAAUUGCCGGGCCACCGGCUAUCCCCUGCCUAACAUCACUUGGUUCAAGGAGGACAAGACGCCGCCGACCCGCAAACUGGGCGACAUAAAGACAGGACACUGGUCGCUCACUUUGGAGGAUUUGGUGUCGGCGGAUUCCGGUAAUUACACGUGCCUCGUGUGCAACGUUCUGGGAUGCAUCAACCACACUUUCGAAGUCAACGUAGUGGAGCGAUAUCACAAUACUCCUAUUAUAACAAAUAAACUAGUCAAUAUGACGGUUGUGGCGGGCGAAACUGUAUCCCUUAACUGCCAAUUACUGUCCGACUUGCACCCGUCCAUGUUGUGGGCGAAACUGUCGAGUUACGAUAAUAAUUGUUCGCUCGAGGAACUCAAAGAUUGUAAUGCUACCAAGCUUCAGACCAGCGACGAUGGUGCGAUAAACCCCGACAUAUACGAAAUCAUCAAUGUAACGCACGAAGACGAAGGAUGGUACGCCUGCUUCGCCUCGAACAGCCUGGGAACCACCGUAUCCAAGGCUUAUCUCACGGUAGUCGACGAGGAACCAGCAGUCCAGAACAGUAGCAACGAUAAUAACGAUUCAAUGAUAAUCAUCAUUGUCGGUGUAGCUAUUAUAUUCGUCGUGUUCAUCAUCUCGUUCAUAUGCAUACAUUAUCGACAGAAAAUAAAAAGGGAAAAGAGGGAGAAAAUGAUAGCAGUCGAAACUGCCAGGGCUGCAAUCGUAACCCAAUGGACGAAGAAGGUCAUCAUCGAAAAAAUCAACAAUUCCAAAGAAAACGUAUCGGAACCACUGUUGAUGCCCGUGGUUAAAAUCGAGAAGCAAAAGCUGCAAAGCAACAACGCCGAAAACGGCAUCAUAUCCGAAUACGAGCUGCCCAUGGACUCCGACUGGGAGAUACCCAGGGACCUGCUGGUCCUCGGCAAGAACCUCGGCGAAGGCGCCUUCGGUCGCGUGGUGAAAGCGGAGGCUUCGAACAUCGUGAAACCGGGAAGCAAGAGCGUCGUGGCCGUUAAAAUGCUGAAAGAGGGACACACCGACAACGAGAUGAUGGACCUCGUCUCCGAGAUGGAAAUGAUGAAGAUGAUCGGCAAGCACAUGAACAUCAUAAACCUGCUGGGCUGUUGCACGCAAGGCGGCCCGCUGUUCGUGAUCGUCGAGUACGCGCCCUUCGGGAACCUGAGGGACUUCCUGAGGCAGCACAGACCUUCGUCCGGUUACGAAUUGGCUGUUGGAGAGAAGAAGACUUUAACGCAGAAGGAUCUGGUUUCCUUCGCUUACCAGGUGGCUAGAGGCAUGGAGUACCUCGCCUCCAGAAGGUGCAUUCAUAGAGAUUUAGCGGCGAGGAAUGUGCUAGUAAGCGACGAUUACGUAUUGAAAAUCGCCGAUUUCGGUUUAGCCAGAGACAUCCACUGCAGCGACUAUUACAGGAAGACCACCGACGGGAGAUUGCCUGUAAAAUGGAUGGCUCCGGAAGCUUUGUUCCACAGAAUGUACACAACGCAAUCCGACGUGUGGUCGUACGGAAUAUUGCUUUGGGAAAUCAUGACAUUAGGCGGUACUCCUUAUCCAUCGGUGCCGAGCGUCGAGAAGCUCUUCCAGCUGCUGAGGAACGGGCACCGGAUGGAAAAGCCGCCGUGCUGCUCGCUGGAAAUCUACAUGCUGAUGCGGGAGUGCUGGAGCUACCAGCCCAACGAGCGGCCGGUGUUCGCUGAGCUGGUGGAAGACUUGGACCGGAUACUGAUGAUCACCGCCAACGAGGAGUACCUGGACUUGGGCCUGCCCCAGUUGGAUACGCCUCCUUCGAGCCAGGAGUCCAGCUGCGACGAGCAGGACUAUCCGUUUCCGUGACGCGCGAUCGCCUACUAGUCAUUAACUCAAGCAGCUUCUUGUGAUUUUUUUUUGUUGGAUUGUUUGCGGAGGUUAUCGCUUCCAGCGAUACGUACGUGAUGAUCGGCCGUUUGCUGUUGUUGAUACGUUCGAUUAAAUGCGAAUUAACGGACAAUUAUCGAUGGACUAUAAUGGGAGACGUUAUCGAAAUUGUUGUUUAUGGAAAGGUUUAAUACUCAGCACAUUCUCUAUUAGUUUUCGUAAAUAGAACGGUAAUUUUUUUUCAGAUUAAUUUGUUUUGUACGCAGAUUAUUGUACGAUUUGUGGAUGCACAAUAUUUUACGAGUUUGUGGUAUUGUACUCAUCUGAGAUGACGGUUUUUUUGUGUUUGGAUUUAUGUAGUUGUAAAUAUAAUACGAUGAUUGCGUUAUUAUUUAAUUAGUAAUGGAAAUGAUGAUUUACGAGCGUUGCUUUUUUUAUUUGUAAUUGUCAAACAUGAAGGAAAUGUUAGCAUUUUUUACUGUAAAACGAAUAAUUGUGCUAAUAUUAAUUGCAAUUUGUCCGAAUUAAUUUGUCGACAAAACUUAGUUAUAUAAGUUGUUAAGACUGUGUACAAUCAUGUUUACUAAAUUUUUCAAUAUAUUUAUUAACCAU
Phyllotreta striolata is the source of this 3157-nucleotide messenger RNA. The record is from the annotation of a GenBank genome assembly. NCBI's taxonomy places the organism in Eukaryota, Metazoa, Arthropoda, Insecta, Coleoptera, Chrysomelidae.